Suillus plorans is the source of this 406-nucleotide messenger RNA. RefSeq lists its product as uncharacterized. The transcript has a single exon. The coding region runs from base 222 to 389 and encodes 55 amino acids. The record is from RefSeq and is a predicted model, not a curated record. Lineage: Eukaryota; Fungi; Basidiomycota; Agaricomycetes; Boletales; Suillaceae.
UGUACACUAGCGUUUGCAAGUUCUCGUCUCUGAUAGUAUAUCGGUCGGUACACCCGCCUGUCAGAAUUGUACGUGAAAAAGGUAUGUUUACGGAUGCAACUUGUUUCUACAUACUUAAAAUAAAUGAAUACUAGGUUUAUGAUUGAUGGUUUAGUGGCAGUCUGAGGAACGACGUACCUCGCUAGUGCGACGAUCAUUCGCGUAGGUUGUCGAACAGAUGGAUGUGGUCCCGAUACGCAUCAGCUUUUGCCGUCGCUCUGGUACUACUUAUUGGCACUCGGUGUCGACACUACUGUCAUUUACUAGUAAGCGACUUUACAGUUUCUCAAUUUGCAAUUUCGCUCUUGUGCGUCUUGGGUCCACUUUGUUGUUACACCAGUAGAGUCUAAACAUAUCUGUGACCUGA